AUGAACUCUUCAGUGCAUCCUGUGGCGCAACUGUCUGUCAACCUAACCAAUGUUAGCCGCGUUAUGGAGGACUGGAAUGACAUCGCCCAGACACCUGCUGAUGCUCCCUCCCUGAAGGCCGGGCUGCUGUACAAUGCCAACAACAAUGCCUCUUUGGGGACCUGGAGAGGCCUGAAGAGCCCUUCCCUUGCCUCCGCUGUCUCCCACUCCAAACUGAGCUACCUGGAACGUGUGGUGCUGGAGAUUGUGGAGUCGGAGCGUAUGUACGUGCGGGAUUUACGAAGUAUUGUAGAGAAUUACUUGGGGAAGAUUAUAGAUACUCAAGAGCUGCUUCUGCUGCCAGAGCAAGUCAGCGCACUCUUCGGAAACAUUGAGGAUAUCUAUGAAUUAAAUAGUGAGCUCCUGCAGGACCUUGACAGCUGCCACAAUGACCCUGUUGCCGUGGCGAGGUGUUUUGUGGACAGGAGCCAGGACUUUGAUAUCUACACUCAGUACUGCAACAACUACCCAAACUCUGUGGCAGCUCUGACCGAAUGCAUGAGGAAUAAACAACUGGCCAAAUUCUUUCGCGAGAGGCAAGAACAAAUCCGUCACUCAUUGCCUCUUGGUUCCUACCUCCUCAAGCCUGUCCAGCGCAUCCUGAAAUAUCACCUUCUCCUCCAGGAAAUAGCAAAGCAUUUUGACUUGGAACAGGAUGGCUAUGAAGUGGUAGAAGAGGCAAUUGACACCAUGACAUGUGUGGCUUGGUACAUCAAUGACAUGAAAAGGAAACAUGAGCAUGCCGUGCGAUUGCAGGAAAUUCAGUCAUUGCUAAUUAAUUGGAAAGGCCCGGACUUGACAACCUAUGGGGAGCUAGUCUUAGAGGGUACCUUUCGUGUUCAUCGGGUCAAGAAUGAGAGAACUUUCUUCUUGUUUGACAAAAUCUUUCUGAUAACAAAGAAGCGGGGUGAUCACUAUGUAUACAAGAACCACAUUCCAUGCUCCUCCUUGAUGCUGAUCGAGAGCACCCGAGAUUCACUCUGCUUCACCAUCACCCAUUACAAGCAUAGCAAGCAGCAGUACAACAUCCAGGCAAAAUCAGCGGAGGACAAGCGGGUUUGGACUCACCACAUCAAACGUCUGAUCCUAGAAAAUCACCAUGCCAUCAUCCCCCAGAAAGCCAAAGAAGCCAUCUUGGAAAUGGAUUCCUACUAUCCUCCUCGCUACAAAUACAGUCCAGAGCGUCUUAAGAAGGCCUGGUCAUACCAACAGACAGAAGACAUUCCUCAGCAAGCCCGGCAGGGGCGUCGGCAGUCAGAACCUUUCCAUGGCAAAAACUGUGCUGAGAAGCUCCUAGAUGGACUCCACAGCUCUGCUUCACAGCAUAACUGCCGCCGAAAAUCUGAGCCAACAAAACAAAUCCUCAAGCAACUGAACAGCAAAGGACUAAAGCACGCAGAUAGUGAUGGUGCUCUUCUGGAGUUUGGGGAGCCCCCACAGCCCUCCGGCAGCUUGUCCCGACAGGAGGAGCAGCAGCAGACCUUUCCCCAGGAACGUCUGGAAGAGUUGGCUGAAAGUGAUGGCAGCGAGAAGGAGAUGGGGCCGGAGGAAGCAGAGGAGGAGGAGGAAGAGGAGGAGAGGCUGGUAGGAACGGAGCAGGUGGCAGAUUUUGCAAGCUCCUUGAUGGCAGUCCUCCACUGCUGGCACUAUCGGGCCAACGCUUUGCUUUUCUCCUGGGGCAGCACGGGCAAGGGUCACAAGGCUCAAGAAGGGCGCAAACAAUGCCAGUCUCCAGGAAGCAGUGAGAAAACCCCGAUCAUGGAGGCUGCCUCCUCGGUCCUGAAGGCUCGAUCAGCGACGGAGCUCGACAGGGUGGCAGAGGGUUCUUCCUGUAAGGAAGAGUGCCCAGAAGAGAAUCCUUCAGACCCUGAGUCAACAAGUCCUCCCGAGUCAGCCUUGGCAGACCAACAUGGAGUCCUGCUGCAUCAGCAUACAGAUGGUCUGGAGCCCACUGAAAAUGUUGAAAAGCCACUUAGUAGUGAGGAGGAGGAAGAGGAGGAGGAAGAAGAGGAGGGAAGUGUGCCCUCGCCCAGAAGCAUCCUUCCUCUCUCUGUGCUAGAUCAGGCUAGUAUUAUUGCUGAGCGUUUUACUAGUAGCCUGUCUCGUCGAAGCAGCCUGGCUCUAGAGGAGGGGAAAGACUACCUGACCCCCAAGCAGGCUAGUCGGAGUGGUAGCAUCCUAAGCCUGGAUGGCAGCGAGAAGGCCACCUGCCGCAACAGCGGCACCACCGAGCCCCAGAACUGCAGCCUGCCGCAAGAGCCCCCAGCUGAGCCCAGCAGUGCCUGCAGCGAGCCUCGCUCACCUGGCCCAGUUGAAAUUGACCGCGCUUUCUGCAGGCGGAAGGAGUCCAUGCUGUCUCAGCAGGACCGGCUGCUUUUAGAUAAGAUCAAGAGCUACUACGAUUAUGCUGAGCAUCAAGAUGCUGGCUUCAGCAUCAGGCGGAGGGAGAGCCUGUCCUACAUUCCCAAAGGGCUGGUGAGGAACUCUGUCUUCAGGAUCAACAGCCUCCCACAGGCGGAACCCAAGCAGGAAGUGAGGAAGAGACUGGGAACCUCUGUUGGCAGUGGGGCCUGUCGGACGGCAGCCUGGAUACUCUCAAAUAGGCCUGCUGUUCGGCCCCAGGCUGCCUGCUCUGAGCCAGGCCAUGAGGAGAACCCUCAGCCCAUCAGUGAAGUGGAAUUCAGGCCACCUGCUGAGAUGAUUAAAGUCUGGGAGGAGAUGGAGAAGUCCAGCAGACAGCUGUGGAAUGGAAAGGCUGCAGAUGGUGGCAGGGCAAAUGGACGUUGUGCUGAACCUUCUUUGAGAAACAGGCUCAAGAGCCAAGAGAAUGGCUUUGACCUCCAUGAGCCGCUUCUCAUCCUGGAGGAUGAGGAUCUCGGAGCUAUAACAGAGGAAUCUGCUGUGCCCUCCCCAGAGAAUAAGUCCCCUGUGGAACAAGCUGUACCCUCCAGAGUGCCCUGGAAACUAAUGCAAGAGCUGCGGAGUUAUGAGCCAGACCAGUGUCUCCCUCAGCUGCACCCCCGCAUCAUGCAGCUAGCCCACCUGACAGAAGCAGAGCUGACAGAGAAGAUGAAGAACAAGGUGUACCAGCUGGCCCGCCAGUACAGCCUGCGAAUCAAGGGCCACAAGCCUGAAGUGCACAGGCGGCUUACUGAACUGGAGGAGGAAAUGAAAGGCGGUGCUUUGACUGGCCAGCAGGAAGCAGACAAGAAGGGCAAGGGCAAGUGGAAGCCGGUGUUGUCCCUCCUGAAUUAUGAGCAAGUUGUGCUGCAGGAAUCGAGUCCACUGACGCUGCUUUCCUCUUCGUCACAUGAGAAGUCGCCCAAGCGCUUCUCUUUCAGCCCCUGCUCCACCAGCCCCCGGCUCACUUCCCCCACUAGUUCCCUAUUGCGUAGCCCCAUCAGUCCUGUCAUAGCUGAGAAAUUCAGCUGGCCUGAUGUGCAGGAGCUGAGGUCCAAGUAUUCCUGUCACGCAAGAGCUGAGAAGGGCCGGUCUCUGCCUGUCAACAGGAGCCGCUCAGCCCCUGAGAAAAUGAUGGAUACUGAUAGGAUGCUGGAACACCAGUGCUCAAAGGAAAAUGAGAAAAGGGAGAAAUCCCAGCAGGGGAGGACCCAGAGCGGCAGGGGGGCAGUAAGGGAGACAUCAGCCGACUUUCUUCCUAAGUCCUAUGGCUGUGAUGCUCAAGAGCGAUUGUGUGUCACGGCUGAAGCCCCUCUGGAGAACAGCCAUCAGGUGAUAGUCAUGGAGAAGCUACCGGGUGCUGCCGGUGAGCCCGAUGACAGCUAUGUGCAGAUCCGCUCCCCUACAUCUCGGGAGAAGAUCUCUCUCAAGGCUGUGGUGGAGCGGUGCAAGGCCUACCAGGACUCGGAGGAGUACCGCAAGCGUGAGGAGGGCAUUCAGGAAGCAGCUCCCCAGAAGACACCACAGCAGUUGUGGUGGGAGAAAACAGACAGCAACCAGCAGAGCCUGGUGAAGAACCUGCGGGAGAAAUUCCAGACCCUUAAUCCCAACAGUUGAGCAUAGGUGCACCUCUUACUCCCUUGCCACUAAAACCUAUUCAGAACUGGGAAGCUGUGGAGUCAGCCUUUGAGGAAAUAAUGAUAAUUCUCACCAGCUUCUUGGG
Messenger RNA from Euleptes europaea (tarantolino), 4162 nucleotides. RefSeq names its product pleckstrin homology and RhoGEF domain containing G3 (gene PLEKHG3). Lineage: Eukaryota; Metazoa; Chordata; Lepidosauria; Squamata; Sphaerodactylidae. The record is from RefSeq and is a predicted model, not a curated record. The transcript is spliced from 18 exons. Gene Ontology annotation, molecular function: guanyl-nucleotide exchange factor activity. The coding region runs from base 1 to 4056 and encodes 1351 amino acids.